CCUCCAAGCAUAGAUAAAGGUUGCUUCGAUGUAAAAUCACUUUUGGGGUUCCCGUGAUACGAUUUAGACGGAUAAAACAAAGUUCUUAGAAAGGGAAAAUGAGUGAAGUACUGGAAGAACCUUUCGAGGUGAUUGAAAGGACUGAGGUGGAGAAACAGCAGGAACAGGAGGGGCAAAGUGAAAGUUGCAAAAAUGAAAAAGCUGAAACUGCAGUAGAAGAUGAGUGGAUUGACAUUUUGGGAAGUGGUCAACUCAAGAAGAAGGUUCUUAAAGCUGGAAAUCCAGGAACUAGACCCCAAAGAGGAGAUGUGUGCUACAUGAAUAUUGAAGGAAAACUCGAGGAUGGCACUGUGGUAGAAAAGUUGGAAAACUUUGAAAUUCAAGUUGGGGACGCAGAGCUGGUGCAAGGGCUAGAUUUGGCUGUGCCAUUGAUGGACGUUGGAGAGACGGCCUUAGUUGAAGUUCACCCGAGAUUUGGUUACGGAAGCCUUGGCAAAGAGCCAGACGUGCCUGGAGGAGCGGUGCUUUUUUACACUUUGGAGUUACAGAGAGCAGAAGAAGAGCCUGAAUUUGAAGAGCUCUCAGCCCAGCGUAGAAUAGAGAUAGGAAAUAGGAAAAGAGAAAGAGGGAACUGGUGGUUCUCGCGCAACGAGCACACUUUGGCUGUUCAGUGUUACCGAAGAGCGUUAGACUUUCUUGAUGGAGACGGCGGAAUCACAGCAGGAGUUGAGCCUAGAGACAGCAAUGAGGAUUUAAACGCGAUUUUUGCUGACCGUCUCAAAGUCUACAAUAACCUCGCGGCGUCUCAAAUGAAACUUCAAGCGUUCGACUCUGCUCUAACCUCAGUGGAAAAUGUCCUAAGGUGCCAACCCAACAAUAUCAAAGCCCUCUUUAGAAAAGGAAAGAUUCUGGCAGAGAAAGGCGAUUACGAGAAAUCUGUUGAAGUUUUGAAGGAGGCAAAUAAAAUUGAACCAGACAAUAAGCCAAUCCAGCAGGAGCUCGCCAAGGUUGUUGCCAAGUCGAAACAGGAACUGACCAAACAGAAGAACCUGUAUCGAAAAAUGCUCGGGCAGGAUGACAAGAAAUCCUCUAAAGAGGAAAAUACUCCAGUUUCCAAAUACUCGUGGAAACUUGUAGCUGGUAGCGCCGCUGCUGUUGCAGCUGGCGUUCUAUUCUACAAAUUUAAAACAUUCUGAAACCGAGGUGAUAGGCUGAACAUAGCUGCUUGACAGACUUUCAUGAUUAAUACAACUUCCAAAUUUAUUGUUAUUAUUUUGUUGAUUUUGGGCAACAUUCCCUUUUAAUAAAUAAAUGCCAAGCAGGCACGCAUAAA
This is a messenger RNA of Cloeon dipterum, 1333 nucleotides long. It is a transcript of the gene zda, whose product is annotated as zonda. The transcript is spliced from 9 exons. Gene Ontology annotation, molecular function: peptidyl-prolyl cis-trans isomerase activity; protein binding; protein folding chaperone. The record is from RefSeq and is a predicted model, not a curated record. Lineage: Eukaryota; Metazoa; Arthropoda; Insecta; Ephemeroptera; Baetidae. Bases 99 to 1196 code for a protein of 365 amino acids. Gene Ontology annotation, biological process: protein folding; negative regulation of apoptotic process. Gene Ontology annotation, cellular component: membrane; cytosol; mitochondrial envelope.